UGAAGUUUCACACAAAACCUCUGCACCGUACGAUAAUGCGGAUUUGACGAAACGACAGUUAGUUAAGCCACAACGAAAGGUGUGGGUAGUUAUUUUCAGAUCAACUGUCAGUGUUAGUGGCGGAGGAGUGGUUGAUUAAACGUGCCAGUGGGGUACAGGACGUUCAAAAAGUAACUGCUCUUGUUAAAUAACUUCUGUGUCAUCUUUUUUAAUUCUGUUGAAACUGCAUUAAAAAUGAAUCUCUUGACAUGAAUUAAGUGUACAUUUACAGUACUAAAUAUUUCAUAAAUGAAUGUUUCGCAAACUAAGAUUAAUUCAAAUUUGAAUGGUACGCUGUAUUGGAUUUAUGUGGCAACUCAGAAGCGAUAGAAGAAAGCAAAGGCGUGAAGUUGUCAACUCUUUGACAUGUUUCGUUCAAGUACACGCUCUACUGGACACAGUUGAAAACAGCGACAUCGAUCUGUUAAGGGCAGUGCCACAUAUCGAGUAAUUUUGAAACUAAACGUUUGUUACAUUACCUUAAAUAGUUACUUUAUGUAGAAAAACUUGGUUAUAUGAUCCUGAAUGCAAGCUUUUGAAUGUCAAUUUAAAAAAAAAGUGUGUGUGAUAGAGACACAGUGAACUUGGUGCAAUUUAAAAUGUGAGAACUAUUUAGUAUCUAGAACUACGAUUGAUCGUAUUCAGAACUGAAGACUCUCAAGAGAAUAAAAUAAUUAUUUCUUCAAUCAGAAUCCUGCUAAGAUAAUUAACUGCAAGGGAAAAUUCUUUCCCUCCAGUGGUCGCUCUCUUUUUCUGCGUGCAUAUGGUGUGCAGCAUGAAAUGGAGUGGAACAGAACUGCGGAGUGCUGCCUUCAUGUUCCUCUGAGUGAACCCAAGUAGUGUGGUAGUUACGAGCACCUGUCCACCCCCACCCCUUAACCUGCCUGCGAGGGAUGUUGUGUGGCGAAUUCCUGAAUCGAAUAGGAGCUUCGCCUCUGAGCACUGUGAGUCUGCUGAGCAGCCCCGCAUUUGGUACUCGCAGCCCUUACUUCACCCUGCUCACCCUCUGCCAAGGGAUGGCAGCUCUUACGGCUAACCCCGCUACAGUGGACGACGAUGAUAUCUUCCUUGAAAACGGCCUACUAAGUUACGAAAAUCCGAAUUAUCAUCUGGACCCAGCGAGGUUGGAUGAUGCUCUGAACUCAAACACAGACCAGCUGUAUGACGAUCUGUACCACGAGUUGGAUGCUGUGUGCAAUUUGGCAGUAACCCGUGCAACUGGGAAACAGACUUCACAGGGUCCACAGCAAGGAUCAGCUGGAGGAGGUACGCCGGGCCGGAGAGGCUACGCGGCCCUUGACAUCGGCUCCAUGGGUGUGGACGUCACCACGGGACCAGUCACUAACUUGGACACUACCUCCACAACAGACACAGACAACCAUAACAACAGGAGCGGUGAAAGUUGUCUACAACACAGCAUUGACCCCACAUCGGGGGCCCUAGACAACAGCAAUUCAUUAUUUCACGACAACGCGAACCUCGGUGGAGGCGGUGGGGGUGGUGGCGGUAUGGGGCGGCGCCCACUCGACCUCACCUCCUCCUUGCGGGCCAAGCCCGACCUCAUCGAGACAGCGGAGCAACGUGCUAGCUCCAGGGACUCCAACAAUCUGUGUGAAAAGCCAGUAAACCUCAACACAGCAGGAGAUGGUGGCUCAGUACCUCACAUUGCGGGACAGUUAAAUAAUGACCUUUAUGCUGUUCCUGUAAAGCGUAGGCCACCCCCACAGCAAUCUUCAGUGUCAUCAAAUGGCGGUAGCAGCCCUAAGCACUCUGUCGGAUCCCCAAGCAGUGGCGAUCAGAGCAGCGAUCUUGAAAACUUACCGCCUGGCUGGGAGAAACACGAAGAUAAUGAUGGACCAUACUACUGGCACAUAAAGAGUGGCACUAUACAGAGAGAGCCACCUGCAGUGCCACCUAACAGCAGGACAGAACCUAGAAGGCCGCUAGUCAAGGAUGCAGAGGGUGUCCUCAACACUUAUCAGCAGACUGGAGACAGUGGAGUUGUUGCAACUGUUACCAGGAGCAACACCAGUUCAGCUCUUGAAGAGCUUGACGCUGGCAAGAAGAAGGAGGAACGAAAGGAAGAGAUUGCUUUUAAGAGACGUAGCUACCCAGCUCGUGCUGAACCAUCGGAAUCCAAAGGCUCAGAACGACCGAUUCGAUUUGCUGUGAGGUCACUAGGGUGGGUGGAGAUUGCUGAGGAAGAUCUUACACCAGAGAGGAGUAGCAAAGCUGUCAAUAAAUGCAUCGUGGACCUGUCGUUUGGACGUUUUGACUUGCUUGAUGUUGUAGGAAGAUGGGGUGACGGUAAAGAGUUAUUCAUGGACCUAGAUGAAGGUGCACUAAAACUCAUAGAUCCAGAGAACCUGACAGUCCUUAAUACUCAACCCAUUCACACAAUUCGUGUGUGGGGAGUUGGAAGAGACAAUGGCAGAGAGAGGGAUUUUGCAUAUGUGGCACGUGACCGCACAACCCGCAAGCACAUGUGCCAUGUGUUCCGCUGUGACAUGCCUGCCAGGACCAUAGCCAACACAUUGAGGGAUAUCUGCAAGAAGAUCAUGAUUGAGCGAAGCUUACAACAGAAUCUUGCCAAACCAAUUGAUAUCAUUGGUGGCAGUGGUUCUGGGGGAAGGUCAGGACUGGCCACACGUCCCACAAAUCUCCCCACAGAACACAGACGAUUCCAUCAUCGCAAUGGCCAGACAUUAGUCACCCAGUCAUUUCCAACUCCAAUGGAAGAGCCAAAGAAAGUUCUGCGGGCACAGUAUCUGGGCUCUACACAGGUGUCUCGGGCUACAGGAAUGGAUAUACUCAACGAUGCAAUUGACAAGCUAAUUUCCAGUGUGCCUACAGAGAAGUGGCAUUCAGUGAAUGUUGCUGUGGCUCCCUCCAUGAUAUCCAUACUGAACCCCUCGGAAGAAAACAAACUGGUAGCAGAAUGUCGUGUUCGCUACCUUUCCUUUUUAGGAAUUGGGCGCAACGUGAAACAGUGUGGUUUCAUUAUGCAUACUGCACAAGACCUGUUCAUUGCACAUGUGUUUCACUGUGAGCCUUCAUCAGGGGCCCUCUGCAAAACAGUGGAAGCUGCCUGCAAGUUACGAUACCAGAAGUGCUUGGAUGCACAUCCACAGGGGUUGGGUCGUAACCAGAGUAAUGUCCAGACACCUGGUGGUGGCACCAAGGGAUUAGGAGCGACUCUAAAAUCUUUCGUUGGGUCCCUCACUGGGCGUGGCAGCAACAGGCAGUUCAAGGGGUCAAGUGAAUCCUGAGAGGAGGCCCUCUCUCUGCAGGAGCUGUGGCCACUCCCUGCGGAGCGAGAGGUGAUCAGACACCGUCACCUCCAGUCACCACUCACACUGAAGUACUUUAACACCAGCAACAGUAGCAGCACCCUCCGGUCACUCUUGUCCCCAACCCUGGACAGUCGGCGAGUGUCUCCUCUGCGGUGGGACUAGGAACCAUUAUGCAGCAAUGUGGCUCCACUCUGCUAGGAUCAAGUCAUGGACAUCUUUGUAUUCUGAGUAAUCUCAGUGCACUGUUUUCCUGUUGUUUCUGCAGCACACAGGUCAUGUUUACUGAAACUUCAGCAUGACUGGAAGGCAGCAGAUUAUAACAGGUGAUCCCGUGUGGCAGUACGUAUUCAUAUACAUCUUGUUUGGAAAAUGCAGUGAGUGCAUCCUUCCCUAUGGAUCUGAAGUACAAGAGCAACUUGAUAGCAGACUGACAGCAGCAGCAAAUAAGUGACAGAUUGAAUGCAGGUGACAUUUGGAGAAAGAGAAUGAAGCUGGUGUAAAACAUCUUCACUUCAUUCAAUAUAUGUAAUAUAGAUGAUGAUCCAGAAGUGUACACCUUGUUUACUGACAUAUACUGUGCAUUCCUCUAUUUUGAAUGAAGGAUAUUGCAUCAUUUCCAUGACUGUUUCUGAAAAAUGAAACUAAAUAAAGAUGUGGUUGAAAGAUGUUGUAUGGGAGCAAUUCAUUGUUAUUUAUAAAUAUGUAAACAUGUAAUGAGUGUGUAGUAUAUGUGAGUGAGUGGGGUAAGUACUUGUAGCAUAAGGGAAGUGACUUAGUCAAAUCGUAAGGCCAGCUACAAGCUGUAGUACUAGAAGGGUGGAUUCAGUCAUCAAGAUGUGAAUCAGUUCUAGAGACCAUGAAUAGAAUCUCACUAAUUGUUUUCUUUGCUUCUGAUGUAGGAUGCAAAGACUGUCAUCAUUAUGAUACAUCAGAAGAGACCUGUAUCAUCAGCAGUGGGUAUAUCAUGAUUAUGUAAUAUAUCCAAUAACGAAAUAUAUGCCCACUGAAAAAUUGUUUGAAGAAUAGCUUCAGAUUAUAUUAAUUUCAGUCGCUGAAAUGAUAAGUCAUUACUGUAUGUGUGGAAGUGUUACCAUAAAAUAUUCUUCAGCAUUUUUAAAAAAUAAAUUAUAUAUUUUAUAUUUAUUUGCUGUAGUAGAAUUAGUGUUCAUAAUUAGAAGUAUGAAAUCAUUGCAAGGAAUGAAACAGCAAUGCAAAGUAUGUCAUGAAAUGCUUCGAAUAUAAGGACAUCUUGAAAUCCUUCACAUUUAGAGAGCAGUGUGAAUUUAUACACCGAGAUGAACUGAUACAGCUGGAGACCAUGAUAUGUCUCCAGUAGACAUUGCGAGUCUUUGCGAGUGUUGCAUAUUGUAUUAUACGUGCAUGCAUGUGCAUGCAUGUAAGUACCAAAUUAUUAGAUGUAUAAUAUCGAUGUUGGUGUGAGGGAGUCGUAUCUUCCCACAUUAAAUGUUGCUGACAAAUUUUUUUUAAAGUUCACAGUGUUGCUUACUCAAGCAGUGAUAUUUCUAUAUAUAUAUAUAAUCCAUGUUGUAUAGCCCACUGAGUUGCACAGAUUAGGACAGAACUAUUGUUCUGUAUGGAAGUUUUGUAAGGAUGAACAUGGCAGGCACUUUAAAUUAUUUCUUGCCAUUAAGAGAAUGGUGUAACAUGGACAUAAUUUUCCAGCUGAUUGGAAAGACACAUUUUUUUAGUGUAAUUUUCAUGAAUUGGUAUGACAGUUUAUGUAGCUUAAUGGACCAAUAAGGGCAAUCAAGAAAUGGAAAAUAUGUUUAAAAAUAUAUGCUGUUUGAAUUUCAGGUAAGAAACUGGUUCAUUGCCAAUAAUGCAUGACAAAAGACUGUUCUUGUUGGGGACCUGCGGCUGAGCUAACACUGCACAUUUGUUAUGAUGCUGUGUCGAUGUUUUUAGACCAGCGUGUAUAAAACUUUUGAAACAUUCCCUGAUAGAACUACUUAUUUGUAUGGUUUACUUCUCAAAUGAAGUAAUGGUCCUGACAGGUGGUCAGCAUUAUUAGCAUGGUAUGGUGAUUAUGAAUGAGAUCAAGCAGUGUGUUUCACAUCUGAUCAUUGUGUAUCUACUCCUCUUUUCCACCUCAGAUAUUGUCAGAAACUGGAUGAACUCAUGGAUAUGCUGUGUGUCCAUACCUCAAAAGCUUACCAUAACAAUCAUGGAGCAAUUGAAAUAGGCCUGUUAGCUGAUGAUUGUAGUUUCUGCCAUAAGAAAUAGUAUUGUCUUACAGUGACCAGUUUAUGUUGGUCUGUUGUAGUCUUAUCAUAUAAAAGAGAAAUCAAAUGGGAUGGCACAGUUAGUGUAAAUUGAAUUUUCUAAAAUUAAUUUCUGUAUUACUUGUCAGUGAUAUUCACUCAUUUACUCGCUCACUGUCAGCCCCACGAGCACGUUCUAUAGCUAUGUAAUAGUGUCAGAGCUAUUGUAUUUGUACAUAGCAUUAUACCAGUUGUAUGAUGUGGUGUCUCCAUAACUGGGUGUUAAUAACUUAGUAAAAACAAAGUUUGGCAGCAUUUGCUCGCUUGCUCAGCACAAAUAUCUGCAGCUUUCCCAGCAGUAAGCUCAUGACAUUGCAAUCAUGGUAACUUUUGCUUAUGAAUGACAUGUGAAAAGUGGAUAUUUUGGGGGCAGAAUGUCAGUGGAGGGAACAAUAAUCAAGUACUUGUCAUUUCCAUAGUAAAUGUAGACAUACAAUAUUGUUAUUUAUUUUCAAAUAAUGCUUUUAAGAGAAGAAUAUGUUUCAAGAAAAGUGGGGUAUCCAAAAUAUUGUUCUGAAGUGUUCAAUUUGGGACACAAUGAUGUUGGCAAGGCAUCUACUGUACUACGUAAAUCUUGUGCUUUUCUCCCUGUCUGAGCAACAGCUUGGAGCAUCAUUACAUCAGUACAUCCAACCAUUGCAACUUGACAGACAACUGUUGUCCCCAAACUUAUGUUUCAAUGAUCUCUGAACUGUUAACUACUCCAAUUCUCUAUCUGUCUGUGUGUUUUGACUGAAGAAUUUUCUUGUGAUAUAUCGGUGAACAAUUGAACUCAGAUUCAACAAGUCAUACCCCACAAGAUUUGAAUGUGCAGUUGUACCUCAAGAGCCUUGAAUUGGUAUAAGAGAAAAGUAUGAGCAUGAGCAUUAGCUGGUGAGUAGAGUGGUUUUGUGGAAAUAGACUGGUGAGUAUAAAUCUGGUGACACCUGUCACUUCAUUACAUGUUAUUUUUUUUUUAUUAAUUUCCAUUGUUAGCAAUGUUUGGGACACGUGGGUUCCUACUUUAGUCCAGUUUAACCUGUAUCAUUUUGCAAUAGGGGAUUUGAAUCUGUUGCUGAUAUGAUGCUGGUAGCUGGAUUCUGACAUGGCAGAGAUGGGCCUUAUUUAUAUUGUAAACAGUGUGACAUCAGGCAUGCCAGGGCUUGGUGAACCCAUGGAUAGUUGAUGCACUGAUGAUGAAUUUACUAUGAGUGGAAUCCUACUUCCAGUCAUCCAUGCCUUCAGAACUCAGUCAUUUUUAAAGUAAAAUUUACCUUACCAGAUGUAUAAUGAAACAGAAGCCAGUUUUACAUGAGAAGAACUGAGAAUGGAAAAAUGUUUUUAAAAUUAAAAAAAAAUGUUGGAAGAUUGCUGGGUGUGUAGUAGUAUAUACCAGUGGUUCUCAACCUUUGUCAGAUUACAGCUUGAUAAAUUCUUUUCUCUAUAAGACGAGGGUCCAGUAUAAUUGAUGCCAGGGCCUGGUACUGGGCUGUGGCCCAGUGGUUGAAAAACACCGGUUUAUACCUUUCCUUUACAUAAGAUACAUUCAUAGUUAGUCAGGUUGCAAUGGGUGGAACAAUGGUUGAAUGGACAGAUGGAUGAAUGUAUGUAUGGAUAAUUUUACAUACGUUUGGAUAACAGGAAAUGUUAGAAUGGGUGAAUUCAUUUUCUAAAUAAAAGUCAGAACCUAGAAUUUAGAGUAACUUGGAAGAAUGAUAUUGAACAAGGAGGGACAGAUUUAUGUGUAACUGCCUUUCUCAAAAAUUUUAUGUUCUUACAGAAACAAUUUUUUGUGGCAUUUUAUCAGAGUGGUAUUUCUAAUGAGAAGCAAGUUCAAAGUAAUUGUGUCAUUACUCUGUUGUUGCAUAUCAGUGUGUAAAUCUGAGAACUUAUGAAAGAUGACACACACAGAAUUUAAAAUCUGAGAUGUAGUCAAUGAUGAAACACAGUUUGGUCAUCAGAUUUUUUCGAGGAUUUGCAAACAGUAAUACCAUAUUUAGAAUUAUUUAAAAUUUCUUCAACUCAAUAUAUAAAUCUGGUUAACAUACUCAAAUAUUUUCCACUCAUCUCCAUAUCAUGCCAAAUGCAUGGACCAUACACACUCAUAUUUUAUCAUGGUGUGAUAAUUAAGCAUAGAAACAGUUUUACCUUUGCUGUAGGCAAUGUUAUUGCAUGAUUUACAGAAGAAAAAUUUACUUUGAGUUCAUAUCUCUAUAUAGAGUUAUUCCUUCUGUAAAAUCAUCAUAAUGAGCUUUAGUGUCAUCAUGACACUUAUUAAAGAUUAAAUUUAUGCUAUUAUUUAGAGUUUUUUUGUAAUCACAUUUGUAUGAAAGUAAUGUAUGUCAUGAUAGUGUCACUUGAUUAGGCACUAGUUUCUUAUUGCAGAACCCCUUGUUCAGUUGUAGGUGACUUUUUGUGAAAUUCAUGUUGGUUGAAGUGGUACAGGAGCAGGUUUUUCUCUGGGUUUAUUUAGUUUUACAGUCCAGAUCAUUUUGCCAUUGCUCGAUACUUAUCUACCACUGCCCCCUCAGGUGUGUAAUAGCCCUGACUAAUCAUCAUGUAAUCAUAUGCUUGGCUUUAACCCUUUCCAGUACAUUGAACAUGAAGUUGUUUCGUGGGUCCCUUAACAAGAAUAUGAAUGGCUUCCAACAUCUGUUGGAAAAGAAAUACUAACACCAGGUCAAACUACUCUGACUCUUGUAGAUUUCAUGAUCAUAUGAUACAAGCACACUGAGUGUAUUAUAGGGCUGUGGAGGGAAAAUACCAAUGAUGCACCCAGUGCACCUGUCAACUGGAAAGGGUUAAGUCUGGGGCUUCAUCUCUGACGUGGCACCCCACUGGUUAUGGAGUAAGGAAGUUGCAUUUUUACUUUCAGUUCAUUGGACAAGUUAAUUGUGUGAUGUGAUGUGAUGUGUAUUCAGUCUUGUCACAAACAGAACUUAGAGACAUCAGUAAUUACUGCACACAGAAAUACAACUUGUAAUCCAAGUUUCUGUUGAGAUAGCAUUUUACAGAUUUUGUUUUCCUGUGAACUAUAUGUGCGGCAAAGUGUUUGUGUCACAGCUGAAUUGUUGUAUGGUUAGUAUAAACUUCAUACUAUGGUUAUGCCUUUCAUUUUGAUGUAUUGUAUAUACAGCUCACACUGACAUGGAAAUGAUCACAUUUACAACAAAAUGUUUGAGAGUACACAGUUAUGAAAUAUACUUGCUGGUCACAGUGUA
This is a messenger RNA of Cryptotermes secundus, 8814 nucleotides long. Its product is annotated as protein Fe65 homolog. Gene Ontology annotation, cellular component: cytoplasm; nucleus. Lineage: Eukaryota; Metazoa; Arthropoda; Insecta; Blattodea; Kalotermitidae. Gene Ontology annotation, biological process: regulation of DNA-templated transcription. The transcript has 17 exons. Gene Ontology annotation, molecular function: transcription factor binding; amyloid-beta binding. The record is from RefSeq and is a predicted model, not a curated record. The coding region runs from base 933 to 3308 and encodes 791 amino acids.